UCACUUACUCACUACACACUUCUCUCAAAACAUCCAUAUACACACAUCACCAACAGAGAUCUACAUCUCUACUACCCACAACUUCAUCGCACAUAAACAAGUCCAAACCACCUUGUUAUAGUCCUCGUGACCCAUCCGUCAGUCACGCUGUCGCCCUCCAAGCCACUCCGUUUCUGGCCCCCCUUCUACUACUCCAUUCAGGAGACACUUCGAGUUGAAAGACCUCGUUAUCGCACUCGAACACCCCUCCGUCGUUCGGCAACCAUGCCUGCUCCCAUCGAGCAGCCCUCCGAGCCCGUCGUGCUCGUGCGCGACCCCGAGGCUGACGAGAGCUACGUUAUCUCUGCCUACGAAGCCCACGCCGACCACUGCACUCGAUGUGCAGACCCGAUGACCGUGUACGAAGAGAAGCGCUCCCUCUGCAAGCGUGGUACCCAGUAUGCCCGGGACGUGGCCGAAUACCUUCGCAGCAAGAACGGGAAGAUCUACUCCGUGGUUGACCUUGAGCGCAACCGAUCCACCCUGGUCAGGGUGCCCCUCAAGUGCGUCGCUGUUCGCCAGCUACUGCUGGCAAUCGAAAAUGGUCUGCGUGUGAACACCAGGGAGGAAGUCACCGCUCGCGAGCGGCCGAUAAUCAGCCACGAGCCAGCCCCUGUCCGCCGGACUGCCACCCAGGAGGAUGUGGCCUGCACUGCGAUCAUUGAGCGGGAACCACGAUCCCUGAAGCGUCACCGGGUCAUCGUCUACACCUCUCCGCAGAGCUCUCCCAGCCGUGGGUCUCUGUAUGAGGCCGACGCAGCUGACCGCAUUGCGCGUGUCAAUCGGUCCUCGCGCAUCUACCGGCCGAGCGACUACUACCGCUGAGGGACAUGAGCAGGGCUUCUGAUGCAUCUAUUAAGGUUUCACGCAUGCGCAAUUGUGGAUAUUUCUGCGGUGCAAAGUCACCAUUAUCACCUUUCCGGCCCCGUCGCAGCAAAGGCUAGACCAGCCUGCGACACUGGCACGAGCCAUGUCCGAUGGUAGCCAGCUUAUCUAUGGGUCCUCGGGGAUAUUUAUACCCCGCCAAGAGAUUGGCUACAUCCUUGUUGGAGGAGCUGGCUCCCUUGCUUACUGUUCUGUUACCGACCUGCUGUCUGAUUCGAUCCUAUUUGGGGUGAAGACGAGGAAACGAACGAAAGCAACAAAAACAGGCGAAAACACAAAAAUCACCCACCAAAAAAAGAAAGGCACGCAAAGGAGGAAAUUUCUUUUACUGCUGAGCAAACCAGGCUUCAAUCUGCACACUGCAGCUCUGACUCACUCCUACUCCAAGUGGUCAACGGCGCCCACCAUCCGAUGGCUGCAGCUCACCUGCAUGCAGUCCCCCGACCGAUGAUCCACCCGGAUCAUCCCCUUCCCCUCAUUUGGUCUUUUCAUCGGGGACUCGAACGAGUUACACCCACUUUUUUCCUUUGUCGAUGUAAUGAUUCGUGCUUACGCGUCCAAUAAGUGAUGCUGUAUUUUAAUGUGAAAUUUAUUUGACAAUAGCCAAGUGGCCUACUGCAAG
This is a messenger RNA of Aspergillus welwitschiae, 1546 nucleotides long. RefSeq lists its product as uncharacterized. The coding region runs from base 265 to 864 and encodes 199 amino acids. The record is from RefSeq and is a predicted model, not a curated record. NCBI's taxonomy places the organism in Eukaryota, Fungi, Ascomycota, Eurotiomycetes, Eurotiales, Aspergillaceae. The transcript has a single exon.